AUGGCUACCGUUCCAGGACAAUUGAUCUGGGAGGUCGUGAAGAAGAACAACUCCUUCUUGGUGAAGCAGUUCGGCCGAGGCAACGCUGGCGUCCGAUUCAGCAAGGAGCCCAACAACCUCUACAACCUCCACUCCUACAAGCAUUCUGGCUUGGCGAACAAGAAGACGGUGACUAUUCAGCCCGGAGGCAAAGACCAGUCUGUGGUGCUCGCCACCACUAAGACGAAGAAGCAGAACAAGCCUGCCAGUUUGCUUCACAAGUCUGUGAUCAGGAAAGAGUUUCCUCGUGUGGCCAAGGCUGUUAUCAAUCAGGUGGCCGAUAAUUUCUAUAGACCCGAUUUGAAGAAAGCAGCCCUUGCCAGGCUUAGUGUUGUUCACAGGAGUCUCAAGGUCUCCAAGUCUGGUGUCAAGAAGAGGAAUAGGCAGGCUGUCAAGACCCCUGGUAGGAAACGAAUGUGGAAACUUUUCCCUUUUACUGAAAAAGGGAAGGUCCCUAUUUUCGGGAUGCAAUUCUUGUGGUUGAAGAAUGACGAUUUAAAUCCAAAUUCAAGUUUACCAGGUGCUAUUCAGAAAUCAUGUAAGGGUUAUGAUCUCAAUCUUCCCGAAAGAAUCCUGCAGGAAAUCAAACUGACACCAAAAAUCAAACACGAAGAUCGGACCGAAAAGCUGAUGUCCGAAACUGCUGCUAUAGGGGGAGUAGAAUCACUUCCUUCGGAAUGCAGCCACCAAAAUAGGAUCUGA
Messenger RNA from Prunus armeniaca (apricot), 741 nucleotides. The record is from the annotation of a GenBank genome assembly. Lineage: Eukaryota; Viridiplantae; Streptophyta; Magnoliopsida; Rosales; Rosaceae.